Ceraceosorus bombacis is the source of this 1550-nucleotide messenger RNA. NCBI's taxonomy places the organism in Eukaryota, Fungi, Basidiomycota, Exobasidiomycetes, Ceraceosorales, Ceraceosoraceae. The record is from the annotation of a GenBank genome assembly.
AUGCAUUCCGCUUUCCCCACAUUUGGCUUCUCCCUCGACGGCGGCCAUCAGCCAAGCACCUCCAACCUCGCCUCGACAUCGGCCGCACUGCCCGCAUCUCAAGCGGCUCUCAUCCACGCCCACACUGGCACCUCUGCACCUUGGACAUCAUCUCAAGAUCAAGCAACAGCCGCAGCUCCGUGGCUGGUAGGUCAGCUCGGCCUCGCCAGCGCGCCAGCCGCCUCCCCUUCAGCCAACGUCUCCACCUCUGCAGCGCCAGCCUCUACAUCCGCACCCCAGCUUCCCAGGCCCAAGCUCAAGAAACCUCGAAGAUCCAAGCAUAGCGAGACUGCAUCGUUAUCCAAGAAGCGCAAAAGCGCAUCUCGAGCGGCGGAUGAUGGUGAUGAUGCGAACAAUGUGGAGGAGGAUGAUAUGAUGGAUGUGGAUAUGGAUGCGGAAGAGGCGGGACUGGAUGCGCAGUCGGUGACGGGGACUCCUUCCAAAGCUGCCAGCAAGCGAAGAGAUGGCAACACAACAAAGGGAGGAAGAAAGAAGCAGACGCGCAAGAGCAAGGCAGGUGUGGACGGUGCAGCAGGAGCAGGAGCAGGGUUGUCGUUGCCUUCUGCGUCGGGUGCUGCAAGGAUGGGUGGUGCUGCUGGCUCAGCACACGCUUCAGCCUACACUAUAGCCGCCGCAUUCAGACGGCCCAAAGCCAGCGAUGUCCGAGCUCAUCGAGAAAGAGAGGCCAGUACGGCUGCUGCAGGAGCUACGAGAGAGGGAGGCACAGCUGGCGAUGGCGUACAUGCGGGCACGAAUGCGACGGCAGCGCAAGAAGAUGAAGAGGAGGUGGUGGAUGAUCUGGAAGAAGAGGAAGAUGAGGAGGAGGAAGAUGCGGGUUUGGUGCAGGAGGAAGCUCAGAGACAAGCUGAGCUGAGCGAAGCUAGAAAGAGCGUCCUCGGGUGAGUUGAUAGGAGGGCCCUGUAGCACCGCAAAUGCCUCAGAGGCGUUUGCUAACUGGCGAUGGGUUUGUGUACAGCGCGAUGAUGCAGAACAUGACGGCCGAGCAGCUGGAUCGAUUCGAGGCGUACAGCCGAACAGCCAUCAGUCGACCAAACAUGAAGCGCGUGAGUUGGAGAAUCGGGCUGGAGCUUGUAGCUGCUCAUCAUAGCUGACUGGCUUCACUCUGUGUACCUGCCCUCUCUCUGAUCCAGCUGGUCAAUCACAUCCUUCAACAAUCCGUAUCUGACCAGAUAGCCACAAUUUUUGCAGGAGCAGGCAAGAUCUUUGUAGGCGAAAUCGUCGAGCUGGCUCGCGAUAUUGCCAGUAGAGACCAGGAGUGGCUUCAGUUGUCUGAACAGAACCACCAAGCGCAGGGCGCUAAUCGUGAACCGGCCACCGCACGAUCUACGAUGAGACACACGAACGAUACUCACGGCAAAGACAACGUGGCAUUGGCACCUCAUCAUCUGAGGGAGGCUGCGCACAGGUACAGAGCCAUGAGGGAGCGACCUGGACAUUAUGCGCCUGCUGGAGGAGCACCUGGACUCGGCAAGCGCCGCACCAUCUUCUGA